This is a messenger RNA of Beta vulgaris subsp. vulgaris (sugar beet), 2307 nucleotides long. RefSeq lists its product as uncharacterized. Gene Ontology annotation, biological process: glucan catabolic process. The record is from RefSeq and is a predicted model, not a curated record. The transcript has 10 exons. The coding region runs from base 143 to 2080 and encodes 645 amino acids. Lineage: Eukaryota; Viridiplantae; Streptophyta; Magnoliopsida; Caryophyllales; Amaranthaceae. Gene Ontology annotation, molecular function: beta-glucosidase activity.
CGACCCCAUAUUAACAAAUGAAGUAUACAAUAAACAUUUGGAAUCCAAACACACUCGUUUUCCCUCCAUUUUCAUCAGAGACUUAAAGAUUUAGAAUUGGAGGAAGAACAGCAAAUUCUGUAGUUGUAGACCAUCAUCAACAAUGAAUUAUCAGAAGAUAUUCCGAGUUUGGUUUAUGAUCCAUGUAGUAGUAUUAUUGAUUUUGAGGACUGAAAAGUCAACGGCAAUGGCAGAAACAUACAUGAAAUACAAAGAUCAGAAUCAAGCAAUUGAAGUUCGAGUUGAAGAUCUUCUAAGCAGGAUGAGUUUGGAUGAAAAGAUAGGUCAGAUGACUCAAAUUGAUAUCUCUGUCGCCUCCUAUGAUGUUAUGAAGACUUACUUAAUAGGAAGUGUGCUGAGUGGGGGAGAUAGUGCACCAUUUCUAGGAGCUAAAGCUGAAUAUUGGAUCAACAUAAUCAACGAAUUUCAGAGAGGUGCCUUGGCUACUCGUCUGAGGAUACCGAUGUUUUUUGGAAUUGAUGCUGUUCAUGGAAAUGGCAUUGUCUAUAAUACAACUAUAUUCCCCCAUAAUAUUGGUCUUGGAGCUGCCAGAGAUCCAGACCUUAUUAGAAGAAUUGGUGCUGCGACUGCUGUGGAAGUCAGAGCUACAGGGAUUAGAUACGCCUUUGCUCCUUGUAUUGCUGUUUGUAGAGAUCCAAGAUGGGGCCGUUGCUAUGAGAGUUACAGCGAGGAUCCUAAGAUUGUGCAGGAGAUGACUGAUAUAAUCUAUGGUUUACAGGGAGAAAAUCCUAAAGGAUCUUUAAAUGGCAUUCCUUAUAUUGGAGGAAGGGACAAAGUUGCAGCUUGUGCUAAGCAUUUUGUGGGUGAUGGAGGAACAACUAACGGCGUUGAUGAGGAUAACACAGUUAUUGACCCUAAUGGGUUGUUUAAUAUUCACAUGCCUGCCUAUCUUGAUUCUAUCAGCAAAGGGGUGGCAACAAUUAUGGUCUCAUAUUCUAGCUUGAAUGGAAAAAAGAUGCAUGCCAAUCGUGACUUAUUAAUGACUUAUCUCAAGAACACUCUCCAAUUCAAGGGGAUGCUUAUCUCUGACUGGGAAGGACUUGAUAAAAUGACAACUCCGCAUCAUGCCAAUUAUACAGACUCUGUCUUGGCAGGAGUUCGAGCUGGAAUAGACAUGAUUAUGGUCCCUUACAAUUAUACUGAAUUCAUUGAUAUUCUUACCUACUUGGUUAAGAACAAUUAUAUUCAUAUGGAGCGAAUUGAUGAUGCUGUAAAGAGGAUUUUGCGUGUUAAGUUCAUAAUGGGUCUCUUUGAACACCCUAUUUCUGAUUAUAGUCUGGUUCAUGAGCUCGGAAGCCAGGCUCAUAGAGACUUGGCAAGAGAGGCGGUAAGAAAAACUCUAGUACUGCUGAAGAAUGGUAAAGAUGGAGAUAGCCCAUUGUUGCCCCUUCCGAAAAGAACAUCAAAGAUACUAGUAGCUGGUACUCAUGCUCAUAAUUUAGGCUAUCAAUGUGGUGGAUGGACAACUAGAUGGCAGGGAUUUAUGGGUAAUAACGGCACAAGAGGAACUACAAUCCUGAAUGCUGUAAAAUCCACUGUCCACCCAAGCACAGAAGUCAUAUACAAGGAACACCCAAACAAAGAAUUCAUCGAGUCCAACAGCUUCACCCAUGCCAUUGUCGUUGUAGGCGAGCUUCCCUAUGCAGAGUACGAUGGAGAUAGUCAAACACUCACGAUGAUAGAACCAGGCCCCUCAGUGAUCAACAAUGUCUGUGGGGCUAUCAAGUGUAUUGUUGUUGUUAUCUCUGGCCGGCCCCUUGUCAUUGAGCCCUACAUGGCCUCAAUCGAUGCCUUAGUUGCUGCGUGGUUGCCUGGCACAGAAGGCCAAGGAGUUACUGAUGUGUUGUUUGGUGAUUAUGAUUUCAAAGGAAAACUACCAAGGACAUGGUUUAAAACUGUUGAUCAACUACCCAUGAAUGUUGGAGAUCCACACUAUGAUCCUCUUUUUCCCUUUGGAUUUGGUCUGACAACUAACAAAAUAAGCUUAUCAGUAAACAAGUCAGAGAUCCAAUAUGAUUGAAAGAAUUCAGAUUUGUUGGAACAAAUGAAAAUAUACCACUCUCAGUAGAUUAAGUCGGAGCACUAUACUGUUAUACUUCAUUUCUUCAGGAAUGUACAAACUGUAAUCUGUAGGGUAUACGGCAGCAAAUAGUGGGCAUUCUUUCUGUAUAAAUCUUAUAGUAUUACAUGUGUAAAGUGUAAUAAUGGUGUCACAAAAACUAUAAAAAACAAAAUUAUUUCCGAUUC